CCUUCCUCGGGUGACCCCCAUUCUUCCUCCUCACGCUUGCCUCCGCCUCCCUCCCAUAGACGCCUCGUCCGUCCCUGCGUCACCACCUUCUCGCCUCGCCAACACCUGGAAUCCACAAUGACAAGUGUGUUACUGGAAUGAACAUCUGUGUGAGGAAACACCUGUGUGACUCCAGCCAACAGCAAGAAGGGUAGUGAGGCUCACUACCUGCCCGGAGCUCCUCGCACGCACACCGCUCUCUUCCCAACUUCUGAGGUGAAAAUGCAGGACACAGGGUGCUGUACUUAAAGGGCUUGGUGGUCCAGGUGUGCGGGAGUUGUGGGACGGAAGGAUUAUGGCUGAACAGCAGUUCUGCCUACGGUGGAACAACUUCCAGGCCAAUAUAGUGUCAUCAUUUGAAACCCUACUAGACAGAGAAGAAUUUGUAGAUGUUACUUUAACAGCAGAGGGAAAAUCUUUGAAAGCACACAGGGUACUUCUCUCAGCAUGCAGCCCAUACUUCAGAGACUUAUUUCGGGAUCUCCCUGCUCAUCAGCAUCCAGUCAUUGUGUUGCGUGAUACAAGUUUUUUAGAAUUAAAAUCUUUAUUGAGCUUCAUAUAUCAUGGAGAAGUUAAUGUAUCUCAAGAAAGACUGGGACUCCUUCUUAAGACAGCAGAGGCUCUUAGAAUUAAAGGACUUGCUCAAGAUAACAGAACCACAGAAAAUGAACCGUUUGGGAGCCUUGCCAGUAGCCCCAAAAAGGAGCCCGAAGAAGGCAUAGACAGAGGGGAGCGUCGUGGAGGGGGUCCUGGAUCCCCUGCCCUAAGUCUUGCCUUCUCUGGUGUUGGUGGGUCUGCACUGGCCCCCGUCAACCCUCUCGUUCCCCUGGAGCCACCAAGCCACAAGUCCCAUCAUCUUUUACCCUCACCACCAGCCAAACGUCGAAAAUUACUGCAGCCACCACUUGGAGUUCCCUCACCCAUACAACGAGAAAAUUCAACACCACAAAUGCCACCUGUUACCUCCACAGCCUCUCAAGAUGAUGACAGAACUAAUAGGGUGAUUAACCUGACCAUGGCAGCCAGCAACUCUGGUAGUGCUAAUUCUCCAUCCCCUAGGCUAGUACCCAAGACAGAACUAAAUAUAUCUGAGGAGGAUGGCCCAGGUAGAGGUAGCAGCAGUGGUGGUGGUGGUGGUGGUGGUGGUAGCAGUGGUGGUGGUGGGGGUGAUGGCAGUAGUGACCAUGAGGCUGAAGAGUCAUAUGAAGAUGACUCAAUAGACCAUGAUGUAAAAGGUCCAGACCUGCAUGGCUUGCCACACCUCUCAGCAGCAGUACAAAACUUUGUGCCAUAUGCAGCAGCAGUAGCAGCAGGAUCCUCGCAGCUGGAGACCUUCCCUGGGCCAUCAGGAGUUUUACCUCCCGCUAGUCAAGCAGGGUGGAGAGGGAGCCAUACAGAACCCAGUGACACCUCAGCUCAAGGUGGUCAUCCUGUAUUUAAUGAAUUGUUGUGCGGUGACGGUGGGUACGGGGGGAAGAAGGCAGUGCCCACGCCUUGUCCCGUGUGCGCCAAAGUUCUCUCCAACGCAUACAAUAUGCGUGUUCACCUGGAGACUCACCAGAACAUCACAUACAAGUGUAUCAUCUGUGGCAUCAUUACACGUACACGUGACACCAUGAGAAAGCAUCUCUCCAAUGUACACAAGCUCCGUAAUGUGGAACUGAAGAAUUCUUUCAAGAGGAUUACAGGCAAGCAACAGUCGAGCACUGGUACUGCUGAUACCACAACUCCCACCUCAACCACAACUUGUGCAGCAACUACACCCACAAAAUCCAACUCUGCCAAGUUAGCAUCUCCUUCCUCUGAUGUGAAAUGCACAGGAACUGCCAGCCCACUAUCUGAGGCAGAUUCAGUCCAAACAUCCUUCCCAUCAACAGAUUCCUUUGGAGCUCUCAAUUUGGCCAAAGGCAAUAAUCUUGCUUCCAUAGUGAGCAAAUUGAGUCAGAAACCAUGAAUAUAAAUUGGAGAGGUAGCAAGCGGAAAAUCGAAUCGUGUAGUGUUGACCGUUCUACGCAAAUAAUCCAAAGAUUUAUCUAAUGUUUAUAACUUUUUUCGUCAACUGAACACCCAAACUAGUCUUAUCAUGAUCAGUCAUUUUAUUGGGAAAUUGUUUUGUGGCAACUAUGCAGAUAUAUAAGGUAAUGUGGAGGUCAAAUGAAUGGGUUACAUAUCAAAAGGUGCCCCAGUCACUAUUUAGUUUGUUGAAAACCAAGCUUAACCAAAGGAAAGGUUAAUGUUAUGUUAUGCAUUAACUUAAAUGGCCAGUUUUUUAUGUGAUAUAACCUUCUGAAACUGUUACCACGCUUUGUUAUUUUAGUCAUUUAUUUUUCGAGUUUAUGAUGAAUGCGAGUUAAAUUGAUUAAGCGUAGUGCUCUGUAUAUCACAUCACUCAUGAAAAGGUGCUAUUGGUUUCCUAGUUUUGUAGAUUGUAGUUAAUUAAGUUUUACUUUUAAGUGUUGUGAUUUUUUUUUUUUUUUUUUAAUAUUUAUAUUUCAUGAUGCCUUAUACUGCUGCAGUAAGCCUUCUAUAUGCUUCACAUGUUCCAUAGUCCCAUCAGUUGUUAAAGUAGAGUGUGCUUGUUCAUGGAUAUGAAUAACUUUUUAUUGGGACUGUAAAGAUAAAUGGCUAUAAAUAGCCCUUUUAUAUUAUACUUUUAACGGCUUUGAAAUCUUGAAAACAGAUUAUGCAUUGAUGAGUGUUUUUUCUAUGCCCUUACAUUUGUCUAACUCAGAAAGUGAUGCAUAUCCAUUAAAAUAAUCCAAUCAAAAUAUUGUUAUGAACUCGUACAAACAAACAAAAUUUUUUGUUUUUGGGUGAUGAGGACUGCAAAUAUAUUCCAAAUAGUAUGUGUUGUAUGUUUUGUAUAAUAACUAGAUGCAACACACAAAUAUAAUGACUAUAUUGUUACAAUAGAACUAAUAGUACAAUGAAAGAAAUAAAAUGGGUAAACAUGAUCAUUCAUCAUACAUAAAAUGUAUUGAUAUAUAGCUUGUUUAAUGGUUCGUGACAAAUAUAGAAAAAAAACUGUGCCUUAAAAUUUAAGAAGAAUUUCAUUGCAAGACAAAAGAUUGUAAAAUAUGGCUCACUGUAUGCAGGUAUUGGCAGAUGUGAAGUGUGCCGAGUGUUUUUGUUAUAAUAAGUUACUAGUCUUAGCUGCCGUCCUCAGGAGGGAUGCCCUUUCAAAGCUGAAAAAUUCUGGAUUUUGAUAAUGCAAUAUCAUUGCACUUGUGUUGGAUGCAAUAUCCUUCAUAAAUAGUCAUUUUUACCAUGCUAGUUUUGAGAUUUUUAAUAAGGGAUUUGGCUACUCAAAAGUUUUAUAAAAUUCAAACAUGAAAGUGUGUGUGUGUGUUUGUGUGUGGGUGGGUGGGUGGGUGCGCGUCUCCAUUUGUGUGUGCGUGCGUUGGUGCGUGCUUGCUAGCGUGCCAUAUGACCAAGUAGUUGCUACCCCUCGUCAAUCAGUUUAUCUCAUUUAUACAAUUUGUAUCUAUAUUCUGCUCUUCAACACUUCCUCACUGUUUCCUUCCUCUCCUGCCUUCCUACCCAUUUCAUCCUUCUU
Eriocheir sinensis (Chinese mitten crab) is the source of this 3595-nucleotide messenger RNA. RefSeq names its product broad-complex core protein isoforms 1/2/3/4/5-like. The transcript has 7 exons. The coding region runs from base 335 to 1993 and encodes 552 amino acids. Gene Ontology annotation, cellular component: nucleus. Gene Ontology annotation, biological process: regulation of transcription by RNA polymerase II. Gene Ontology annotation, molecular function: protein binding. NCBI's taxonomy places the organism in Eukaryota, Metazoa, Arthropoda, Malacostraca, Decapoda, Varunidae. The record is from RefSeq and is a predicted model, not a curated record.